This is a messenger RNA of Thermothielavioides terrestris NRRL 8126, 1508 nucleotides long. Its product is annotated as glycoside hydrolase family 61 protein. Gene Ontology annotation, molecular function: cellulose binding. The record is from RefSeq and is a predicted model, not a curated record. Gene Ontology annotation, biological process: carbohydrate metabolic process. Gene Ontology annotation, cellular component: extracellular region. The transcript has 6 exons. Lineage: Eukaryota; Fungi; Ascomycota; Sordariomycetes; Sordariales; Chaetomiaceae. The coding region runs from base 219 to 1133 and encodes 304 amino acids.
CGGACCUCCAGGAUAAGAAGGGUAGAGUGCUGCCUGCAAGGCGGAACCGGGGUCCAGACUCCACGGGACUCAUCUGACCAACACGUCCAACCCACACGUAUCCGUAUAUCUAUCUGACACCAACUCGCCUUGCCAUCGAGGCGGCUCCUUGGAGAGCUCUCAGGGUGCCAGAUAUCGAAUUCCAAAGCCCCCCAGUUACCUGCCCCAGCACCAUCACGAUGAAGGGACUUUUCAGUGCCGCCGCCCUCUCCCUGGCCGUCGGCCAGGCUUCGGCCCAUUACAUCUUCCAGCAACUCUCCAUCAACGGGAACCAGUUUCCGGUGUACCAAUAUAUUCGCAAGAACACCAAUUAUAACAGUCCCGUUACCGAUCUCACGUCCGACGAUCUUCGGUGCAAUGUCGGCGCCCAGGGUGCUGGGACAGACACCGUCACGGUGAAGGCCGGCGACCAGUUCACCUUCACCCUUGACACCCCUGUUUACCACCAGGGGCCCAUCUCCAUCUACAUGUCCAAGGCCCCGGGCGCGGCGUCAGACUACGAUGGCAGCGGCGGCUGGUUCAAGAUCAAGGACUGGGGCCCGACUUUCAACGCCGACGGCACGGCCACCUGGGACAUGGCCGGCUCAUACACCUACAACAUCCCGACCUGCAUUCCCGACGGCGACUAUCUGCUCCGCAUCCAGUCGCUGGCCAUCCACAACCCCUGGCCGGCGGGCAUCCCGCAGUUCUACAUCUCCUGCGCCCAGAUCACCGUGACCGGCGGCGGCAACGGCAACCCUGGCCCGACGGCCCUCAUCCCCGGCGCCUUCAAGGACACCGACCCGGGCUACACGGUGAACAUCUACACGAACUUCCACAACUACACGGUUCCCGGCCCGGAGGUCUUCAGCUGCAACGGCGGCGGCUCGAACCCGCCCCCGCCGGUGAGUAGCAGCACGCCCGCGACCACGACGCUGGUCACGUCGACGCGCACCACGUCCUCCACGUCCUCCGCCUCGACGCCGGCCUCGACCGGCGGCUGCACCGUCGCCAAGUGGGGCCAGUGCGGCGGCAACGGGUACACCGGCUGCACGACCUGCGCGGCCGGGUCCACCUGCAGCAAGCAGAACGACUACUACUCGCAGUGCUUGUAAGGGAGGCCGCAAAGCAUGAGGUGUUUGAAGAGGAGGAGAGGGGUCGGAAGGAACGGCGGAGUGGUCAGGGGGCGGGAACUGAGAGGGGCGGGAAGUCCAAGGGCUCACUAGGGGCCUCGGGCCCGGCUGCCCGACAUCUUCGGUGCACAUAGCUUGAUACUUCACUGUACAUAUUCGCGUCGAAUGUGGAUCAUUUUUCCUGGCAUGUCGGCGCUUUCUUUCAAGGGCCCUUUGGCAUUCAAGCCGCCGUCUUCCCUCCAGUUGCCUCGAACGGUUUACAAGGUCAAAUUCAAGAUGGUAAACGGCCAUCCUUUUCACAGCUAUCUAGGAUGGAAAGAUGGUGUCCGUCACUACAUGCUGCGGCAGGCUACGAAA